CCCCUCUGUGGCCCCGCCCCCUCGCCUCAGAGCUGGGCCUGGCCUGAAGGAAGGCGGGUGUGGGAUUCUUAUUCCAGGCCGGGCGCGGGAUGCGGGGCGGCGCGCUGGGAGGCGUGCGGGCCUUGCCUCGCUCUCCGCCCUCUCCUCAUCCCUCAGCGGCCAUGGAGGGUCCGCGGGCGCCGCGCAGGCCCCCUCCGCCCGCCGCUCUCCCGUCCCCUCAGCGCGAGGAAGGCCCCGCGGAGCCCCCGCCUCAGCCUCCGUCCUCGUCGCGGCCGCGGCCUUCCUCGUACCGGGCCCUGCGCAGCGCCGUCUCCACCCUGGCCCGCCUCGACGACUUCUUCUGCGAGAAGAUCGGCGCCGGGUUCUUCUCGGAGGUCUUCAAGGUGAGGCACCGCCAGUCGGGGCACAUCAUGGUGCUGAAAAUGAACAAGCUGAUGAGCAACCGGGGCAACAUGCUCCGCGAGGUGCAGCUCAUGAACCGCCUCUCCCACCCCAACAUCCUCCGGUUCAUGGGCGUCUGUGUCCACCAGGGCCAGCUCCACGCCUUGACUGAGUACAUCAACGGAGGGAACCUGGAGCAGCUGCUGGACAGCCCCACGCCACUGCCCUGGCCGGUCCGCAUCAAGUUGGCGCUGGACAUCGCGCGGGGCCUCCGCUACCUGCACAGCAAGGGCAUCUUCCACCGGGACCUCACCUCCAAGAACUGCCUCGUCCGGUGUGAGGACAAUGGCUACACGGCAGUGGUGGGAGACUUCGGCCUGGCGGAGAAGAUCCCCACCUACAGCGAAGGGAGUGAAAAGGAGCCCCUGGCGGUGGUGGGGUCUCCUUACUGGAUGGCCCCUGAGGUCCUGCGCGGGGAGCUCUACAAUGAGAAGGCCGACGUCUUUGCCUACGGCAUCAUCCUCUGCGAGACCAUCGCCCGCAUCCCGGCCGACCCGGACUACCUGCCCCGGACGGAGGACUUUGGGCUGGAUGUGCCCUCCUUCUGCAACCUGGUGGGACCCGACUGCCCCAUGACCUUCCUCCAGCUGGCCUUCCACUGCUGCAGUAUGGACCCCACGUCGCGGCCGUCCUUCCUGGAGAUCACGCAGCGGCUGGAGGCCAUCCUGGAGCAGCAGCUGGCCCACCGAGACCCUGGGAGUCCCGACGGGAAGAGCAACACGGGCAGCAAUGGCAGCUGCAGGAGGAGGAACCUCCCUGGGAGCCCAGUGGCCCUGCUGAACGGUCAAGCUCCCCAGGACCCCGCCUGCGUCCACCCGCCGCCCGGCCUCCUCUCCGUCCAGCAGCUCCUCCCCUUGGACCAGCGCCUCUCCCGCAGCCAGUCGGACAUGUUCCCCUCCCCUUCUCCGUCCCCCGCCCCCCCGGACAGCACUCCGCAGCGAGUGAACCCCUUUUCCCAGCGCCAGGACCUGAAGGGGGGCCGCAUCAAGCUCUUUGACACCCCCAGCAAGUCCUUGAUCUCCCUGACCUUUGACCUCCCGCCCCCCUCCCCACUCCAGCCGGGCAUCCCCAUCACCCCGGACCCGAUGGUCGAGGCCCAGUGUGACUUCUCCGAGGCCUCCUCCUCCUCUUCCUUCUCUGCCUUGAGCCCCCGCCGGUGCCGCUCCCUCCCGUCCUCCCCAGAGAUGCCCCAUCGCCAGGGGAAGCCCCACGUGGACCCUCAUCACUGCGCCAACGGCCCCUUGGCCCUGGACUGCAGCCGCCUGGAGGCCGACCCCGAGACCCCCGAGAUGAUGGACUGCCGCCCAGACGCCAGCCCGGACCCAGAGCCCCCCGCCGCCCUGCUCCCGCCCCCGGCCCCUCCGCCAGCGCCGGCGACCAACAGCAACUGCAUCAGCACGGCCGUCUCCCGGGCCCCGCGGCUGUGGCCCCCCAACGGGGUCCUCCUCAACAACAACAGCAAGCCCCCCGGCAGCUGGGGCGGGGGCCUCUCGGAGCUGAGCGUGGCGCCCCACAUGGACGAAGGGGCGGCGCUGGCCCUGGGGGGCCCCGAGGGGACCGUGGCCCCCGCCGACCCCGAGGAGGAGAUGCUCUCCUGCCCGGCCUGCUGCCUGGGGCCCUUCGGCUUCAGCCUGGCCUCCGUCUGCCACCGGCCCAGCGCCAGCAGCACCCCCCGCUACCAGAACCUCAACUGCGAGGCCAGGAGCCUCCAGGGCCCCGAAAGGGGGGCACCGGGGCCACGCAAGGGACCCCAGAGGCCCGGAGCCCUGUCCUCAGAGCCCAGCCUCAAGCUGCCCGAAGCACAGUCCUAACUACGGCUGGCCUGGCCGGACACGGAGCCCCUUCGCCGGCCUCAUGUGACCUCCUGCAGCAGCCUCAGGGAUCCAACGGUGCAAGGAAAGGGCUGCCGUGGUUGUGUUGGUGUGACUGACCGCCUGCCACCUGGUCAGCGAAGCGUGUUUUAGGGCAGCAGAGGGCAAGAUACCUGAAGCACAGUCCUAGCUCAGCCCAAACACAGAUGUGACUCUGCAGUGAAGCCCCAUCGCUGGCUUUGCGUGACCUCAAUGCCUUAUAGUCCUUGGGGGUUAUCCUGGCAGGACCCAGCUUGGCCACCUGUCCCUUGUGGACGUGGGGGCCGUGUUGGGGGGCAAGAGGAGCUGGGGAGGGGGCCGGCCUUCCUGCAUUCAGUGGCGAAGGGUACGUUCGGUGCUCUUGUGAAAUUGGGAACUGCAAAGGAGAGGCAUUUCCCUCUGGUGCCUUUUGUCUUCUUCCUGCGGCCUCAGGGAUCCCAUCGUGCAAGACAGGGGUUGCCUUAGCGGUGUCCAGCUUGACCGCCGGCCUCUUGACCACACCGCAGGGCCGGAAGGGGGAAAGGGGCCCAGUCUUGGAGGGGCUGCCGAGGGUCCGUUUGGUGCUGUCCUUGUGAAACGGGGAAGGAAGAGACAGGCCUCCCCUCUGCCCUUCGGUCAGUGUCCGGCUGGAGUUGCAAAGACACGCACCGCUGCUGCUUCCCAUGCACACAAGCGCACACGGCGCACAAACACGCACACGCAGCGGCUGCCUUGGGGUAAAUGGAGGCACACGAGCUUGGUUCUGCAGCACUUGUGGGGGUGUAAUGGGGGUGGGUUGGGGGAAAGUGGGGGGAUUGUGGCGUCUCUCCCCUCUCCCCAUUGCCCAGUGCAAUAAUGGAGGCCCCGCAUUGGUUCCGGGCUCCGUCUCUUUCCGGACUCUUUCUGUCCGUCUAUCUUUCUUUCUUUGAUGCACUGGUGGAGAAGAAUGCAGCAGCUGCAUUUUAAUAACAGAGAGGAAAAUGCUACUUAAUAUAUUCAGCUUAUUUAAAGUGUUGAAAUAAAACCAGACGAUUGUCAUACUUA
This is a messenger RNA of Anolis carolinensis (green anole), 3314 nucleotides long. RefSeq names its product testis associated actin remodelling kinase 1 (gene tesk1). The record is from RefSeq and is a predicted model, not a curated record. The transcript has 10 exons. Gene Ontology annotation, cellular component: cytoplasm; nucleus. Gene Ontology annotation, biological process: positive regulation of stress fiber assembly; protein phosphorylation; actin cytoskeleton organization. The coding region runs from base 90 to 2252 and encodes 720 amino acids. NCBI's taxonomy places the organism in Eukaryota, Metazoa, Chordata, Lepidosauria, Squamata, Anolidae. Gene Ontology annotation, molecular function: ATP binding; protein serine/threonine kinase activity.